Molecule: messenger RNA, 1578 nt
Organism: Penicillium cinerascens
Lineage: Eukaryota; Fungi; Ascomycota; Eurotiomycetes; Eurotiales; Aspergillaceae
Product: homoserine O-acetyltransferase family protein
Exons: 1
Coding region: 1-1578 (525 amino acids)
Biological process (GO): L-homoserine metabolic process
Molecular function (GO): L-serine O-acetyltransferase activity; homoserine O-acetyltransferase activity
Source: RefSeq, a predicted model, not a curated record
AUGCGUUCGCUCCAGAGUGCCGCCCGCUCUGCAUCGCGCACCAUUCGUGCCGCACAAUGGCGACCCAAUGAGCCAUUAUCGAUGCUCGCCGGCGCACCUCGGCCGUUAUCGGCGCAUUCGAGACUACUACACAGUGGACAGCCACGAAAGUCCUCAUUGGCGACUGCGCAGUCGACUCCCGAGAACUUGGGUAGUUCUGCUAUGUCAUUUCCUUGCCUCGAUGCCCAAGACGCCAAAUCAGCCCUACUCUCGGCUCGAUCGUUGCAAUCGGGACCCGAACCUUCAUACACGACUGGCCAGCACGAACAAUUUCACUGUGAUGAUCCGCUCCUCCUCGACUGGGGUGGUGUGCUGCCGGAGUUUGACAUUGCCUAUGAGACCUGGGGUCAAUUGAACAGCGACAAAAGUAAUGCGAUCCUUUUGCACACGGGCUUGUCAGCAUCUAGCCAUGCCCACAGCACUGCAUCUAACCCGAAGCCCGGCUGGUGGGAAAAGUUCAUUGGCCCCGGCCUGCCUCUCGACACAAACAAGUACUUCAUCAUCUGCACCAACGUACUCGGUGGCUGCUACGGCAGCACCGGGCCUUCAUCGAAAGGCCCAUCUGAUGGGAAGCGGUAUGCGACACGAUUCCCAAUCCUCACACUGAACGACAUGGUGCGCGCCCAAUUCCGGCUCUUGGAUGCCCUGAACAUUCAGAAGCUGGCAGCCUCCGUCGGUUCCAGUAUGGGCGGCAUGCAAAGUCUAGCUGCGGGAGUUUUGUUCCCCGAGCGCGUGGGCAAGAUCGUCAGCAUCAGCGGCUGCGCUCGUAGUCACCCCUACAGCAUUGCGAUGCGCCACACCCAGCGACAAGCUCUGAUGAUGGACCCCAACUGGGCACGCGGAUUUUACUACGAUGCCAUCCCGCCGCACUCGGGAAUGAAAUUGGCUCGUGAGAUUGCCACGGUCACCUACCGCAGUGGACCCGAGUGGGAGAUGCGCUUCGGUCGUCAGCGCGCUGACCCUAGCAAACAGCCCGCGCUGUGCCCGGACUUCCUCAUUGAGACGUACCUCGACCACGCCGGCGAGAAGUUCUGUCUCGAGUACGACCCCAACAGUCUGCUGUAUGUCUCCAAGGCCAUGGAUCUCUUCGAUCUCGGGCACGCCCACCAGUCCGAAGCCCGUCGUCGCCGUGCCGAGGCAGAAGCCCGCAUCGCAAGCGGCGGUAUUUCUCCCAACGUCGCCGACCCUGCGUGCAGCCUGACCCUCCCCGACAGGCCGUACGAGGAACAGCCCGAGGCAACCGCCAACGUCCCGCCAGCCGACCGGUCCGUAGCCUCCAAAACAUCAGACGAGCCCCCAAGCGACCUCAUCGCCGGCCUCGCGCCUCUGAAGAACCACCAAGUCCUCGUCAUGGGUGUCGCCAGCGAUAUCCUCUUCCCAGCCUGGCAGCAGCGCGAGAUCGCCGAGACCCUCCGUGCGGGUGGUAACAAGACCGUCGAGCACAUUGAGCUCGGCGAAGACGUCUCGAUGUUCGGACAUGACACUUUCCUCCUCGAUCUGAAGAACAUCGGAGGUGCACUGGGCCGAUUCUUGCAGUAG